CGGGGCCGCGCGCACUCGGGACGGGACCGAGCCCGGGAGCGGAACGGGACCGGGAACGGACCGGGAACGGAGCCCCCCCAGCCCGGCCCCGCCAUGGCCCGGCGCGGCCCCGCGCUGCCCCUCGCCCUCCUCGGGCUCAGCCUGGCCCUGGCCCGGCCCGCGGCGGCCGCAGAUCCCAUCGACGUGCUCCAGGUCCUCCAGCUCCACACCCUGCCCGAGGGCGUGAAGAAGGCGCCGGGCUUCUGCUCCCAGCACGGUGCCGGCGCCGCCACCGCCGACGCCUACCGGAUAACGCGGCGCGCGCAGCUCAGCGCGCCCACCCGCCAGCUCUUCACCGGUAAAUUCCCCGAGGAUUUCUCCAUCAUGGCGCUGGUGAAGGCCAAGCCCGGCGUUCAGGCCUUCCUGCUCUCCAUCUACAACCGGGACGGCGUCCAGCAGCUGGGCCUGGAGCUCGGCCGCUCGCCCGUCUUCCUCUACGAGGACCAGCAUGGCCGCCCGGCCCCCGAGGACUACCCGCUCUUCCGCGGCAUCGACCUGGCCGACGGCGAGUGGCACCGGGUGGCCCUGAGCGUCCGCGGGCGCACGGUGACGCUGCUGCUGGACUGCCAGGAGAAGGUGAAGCGGCCCCUGCCCCGCAGCGCCCGCCCCGUCCUCGACACCCGCGGCAUCACCGUCUUCGGCACCCGCAUCCUGGACGAGGAGGUUUUCCAGGGCGACAUCCAGCAGCUGCUCAUCGUGGCUGACGCGCAGGCGGCCUUCGACUACUGCGAGCACUACGCCCCCCGCUGCGCGCCCGGCGGCCCCCAGGCGCAGGAGCCCCCCCGGCAGCGGCACGAGUACUUUGAGGAGGACGCGGAGUACUACGAGUACCCCUACUACUACACAAAUAGCGAGGACGGGCCCCCGCAGGGGGGGGGGCCUGAAAAGGCAAUGGGGCUGCCCCCCACCCAGGAGCCCCAUCGGGCCGCCGCAACCCCAGAUCACCUCCCGGCCCCGCAGUGGGACCCCGACGGUGUGUCCCGUGGCGAUACGGGGCCGGCGGCCGCCCCGCUGCCGGAGGAAGGGGUGGCCGGCCCCGUGUACGGGCAUGACUCCGAGGAAUAUCGCGACUAUCGCGACUAUCACGACGGGGGGCUGGCGGAGCUGGGCCCUGCCAUGUCGGCCGAGAGGCAGGACAGCGGAGGUGCUGCGCGAGGCGCCAGGGGCUACAAGGGCGAGAAGGGCGAGCCGGCCGUCAUCGAACCGGGGAUGCUGGUGGAGGGGCCCCCCGGCCCCGAGGGACCCGCGGGUAUGUCAGGACCACCGGGGACGCAAGGACCACCGGGAGCCCCGGGAGAACCCGGCGAGAGGGGACCCCCCGGCCGCGCUGGGCUGCCCGGCUCCGACGGGACCCCAGGCCCCCCUGGGACCUCCAUGAUGCUGCCGUUCCGCUUUGGCAGCGGCGGCGGCGACAAGGGCCCGGCGGUUUCGGCGCAGGAGGCGCAGGCUCAGGCCCUCCUGCAGCAAGCACGGCUGGCCCUCCGGGGCCCCCCCGGACCCAUGGGGUACACCGGCCGCCCCGGGCCCAUGGGGCAGCCCGGCAGCACAGGGAUGAAGGGCGAAUCCGGAGAUUUCGGGCCCCAGGGUCCCCGCGGCCCUCAGGGACUGACAGGACCCCCGGGGAAACCAGGCCGGAGGGGUCGACCGGGAGCUGAUGGUGCCCGGGGGAUGCCCGGCGAUCCCGGUGUGAAGGGUGACCGAGGCUUCGACGGGCUGCCGGGGCUGCCGGGUGACAAGGGGCACAGGGGCGAAACCGGCUCCCAGGGCAUGCCAGGGCCCCCCGGUGAGGAUGGAGAGAGGGGAGACGACGGCGAGGUGGGACCCCGAGGGCUGCCCGGAGAAGCGGGCCCCCGAGGUUUGCUCGGCCCCAAAGGCCCCCCGGGAAUCCCCGGUCCUCCGGGCGUGCGUGGCAUGGACGGUCCUGUCGGGCCCAAGGGGAACCUGGGGCCACAAGGGGAGCCCGGACCCCCCGGCCAGCAGGGGACCCCCGGCACCCAGGGUCUGCCAGGCCCUCAAGGCGCUACGGGACCUCCUGGAGAGAAGGGCCCCCAAGGCAAACCCGGCCUCCCCGGCAUGCCCGGCUCCGAUGGCCCCCCAGGUCACCCCGGGAAGGAGGGACCCCCCGGCACCAAAGGCCACCAGGGCCCCUCGGGUCCCCAGGGCCCCAUCGGCUACCCAGGCCCCCGUGGCGUGAAGGGUGUCGACGGCAUUCGAGGGCUGAAGGGCCACAAGGGUGAGAAGGGCGAGGAAGGCUUCCCCGGCUUCAAGGGGGACAUGGGCGUGAAAGGAGACCGGGGCGAGGUCGGCGUGCCGGGGUCCCGCGGCGAGGACGGGCCCGAAGGUCCCAAGGGUCGGACGGGCCCCACCGGUGACCCAGGCCCCAUUGGGCUGGUGGGCGAGAAGGGCAAGUUGGGAGUGCCAGGGCUGCCCGGGUACCCGGGGCGCCAGGGCCCCAAGGGCUCGCAGGGGUUCCCCGGUUUUCCGGGCAGCAACGGCGAGAAGGGCGCUCGGGGUCUGUCGGGGAAAUCAGGGCCCAGGGGCGAGCGCGGCCCCACGGGUCCCAGGGGCCAGCGGGGUCCUCGAGGAGCCACCGGGAAGUCGGGGGCGAAGGGCACCUCUGGCAGCGACGGCCCCCAUGGUCCCCCGGGAGAAAGGGGCCUGCCGGGACCGCAGGGAACCAACGGCUUCCCGGGACCCAAAGGACCCCCCGGCCCCCCCGGCAAGGAUGGGCUCCCCGGGCACCCCGGGCAGCGAGGAGAAGUCGGUUUCCAAGGCAAGACUGGCCCCCCCGGCCCCCCCGGGGUGGUGGGACCGCAGGGACCAGCUGGGGAGUCUGGCCCCAUGGGGGAGCGCGGCCACCCGGGGCCCCCCGGCCCCCCGGGAGAACAAGGGCUGCCAGGACCGUCUGGCAAAGAGGGCACCAAGGGAGACCCCGGUCCCACCGGCUCCCCCGGGAAAGAUGGCCCCGCCGGCUUGCGGGGCUUCCCCGGCGAGCGGGGCCUGCCCGGCACCCCGGGUGGCCCGGGGCUGAAGGGCAACGAGGGACCGGCGGGACCCCCAGGACCCGCAGGCUCCCCCGGGGAGAGAGGAGGACCGGGACAAGGUGGCCCCGUUGGCCCCCCUGGGCGACCGGGACCACAAGGGCCACCGGGCCCCGCCGGAGAGAAGGGCGUCCCCGGUGAGAAAGGUCCCAUGGGCCCCGCUGGCCGGGACGGCGUUCAGGGCCCGGUGGGCUUGCCCGGCCCCGCCGGCCCCCCCGGUGGCCCCGGCGAGGACGGUGACAAGGGCGAGGUGGGCGAGCCGGGCCAGAAGGGCAGCAAGGGCAACAAGGGCGAGCACGGUCCUCCCGGUCCCCCCGGGCCCAUCGGGCCGGUCGGGCAGCCCGGAGCCGCCGGCGCCGACGGGGAGCCGGGUGCCAGAGGUCCCCAGGGCCACUUCGGUGCCAAGGGUGACGAGGGGACGCGGGGCUUCAACGGCCCCCCCGGCCCCAUCGGCCUCCAGGGUUUGCCGGGCCCGGCUGGUGAGAAGGGUGAAACGGGUGACGUAGGACCCAUGGGCCCCCCUGGCCCCCCAGGCCCCCGUGGCCCCGCUGGACCCUCUGGAGCUGACGGACCCCAGGGACCCCCUGGAGGUAUCGGCAACCUGGGCCCCCCCGGGGAGAAGGGGGACCCCGGUGAAUCGGGGGCCCCGGGCAUCCAAGGGGAACCAGGAGUCAAGGGCCCGCGAGGAGAGCGAGGGGAGAAAGGAGAAGCUGGAGCCGCUGGCGUGGCCGGGCCACCGGGGGGAAAAGGCCCCCCCGGUGACGAUGGGCCCAAGGGGAACCCCGGUCCCGUUGGUUUUCCCGGCGAUCCGGGACCCCCCGGCGAAAUGGGCCCCAGGGGCCAGGACGGUGCCAAGGGCGAGCGCGGGGAGGAUGGCGAGCCUGGGGAGCCGGGCUCGCCAGGUCCAACGGGCGAGAACGGGCCUCCUGGGCCCCUGGGGAAGAGGGGCCCCGCUGGCUCCCCCGGCCCCGAGGGGCGUCAGGGCGAGAAGGGCGCGAAGGGAGAACCCGGAGCCGUGGGUGCUCCCGGCAAGACCGGUCCCGUGGGGCCCCAGGGCCUUGCCGGCAAGCAGGGACCGGAUGGUCUCAGGGGUCUGCCGGGCUCGGUGGGAGAACAAGGCAAGCCGGGCACCACAGGGCAAGCUGGGCCACCGGGACCAGUGGGUCCCCCAGGUCUCCCCGGCCUCAAAGGUGACACCGGUGCCAAAGGAGAGAAGGGCCACCCUGGUCUCAUUGGCCUGAUCGGACCCCCAGGGGAGCAGGGGGAGAAGGGAGACCGGGGUCUGCCCGGCCCCCAGGGCUCCACGGGGCAGAAAGGAGAAACCGGGAUCCCUGGAGCUACCGGACCCAUCGGCCCUGCUGGCCCCCCCGGCCUUCCCGGCCCAGCAGGUCCCAAAGGUGCCAAGGGAGCCAUGGGCCAAGCAGGACCCAAAGGCGAACGCGGACCUCCGGGACCCCCCGGACACCCGGGCCCCCCCGGGGAGGUGAUCCAGCCCCUGCCCAUCCAGCUGCCCAAGAAGAGCAAGCGCUCCAUCGACGCCAGCAAGCUGGUGGAGGAGGAGGAGGAGGAGGAAGGUGGAGAGCGAGCAGCUGCCGACCAGGCGGCUCGCGACUACGCCGACGGCAUGGAGGAGAUCUUCGGCUCCCUCAACUCCCUCAAGCAGGAGAUCGAGGGCAUGCGGCGCCCGAUGGGCACCCAGGACAACCCGGCCCGCACCUGCCAGGACCUGCAGCUCAGCCACCCCAGCCUGCCUGACGGCGAGUACUGGAUUGACCCCAACCAGGGCUGCGCCCGAGACUCCUUCAAGGUCUUCUGCAACUUCACAGCGGGCGGGGAGACCUGCGUCUUUCCCAGCAAGGACAUAGAGGAGGUGAAGAUGUCGUCCUGGGAGCAGGAGGAGCCCCAGCGGUGGUUCAGUCAGUUCAAGGAGGGCAGCAGGUUCUCCUACACAGACUCGGACAGCCAGCCCCUUGGCGUGGUGCAGCUGACCUUCCUACGGCUCCUCAGUGUCUCUGCCCGCCAAAACUUCACGUACCACUGCCACCGCUCGGUGGCCUGGCACAGCACCACCGCCGGGGACCAUCGGCAUGCCCUCCGCUUCCUGGCUGCCAACGAGGAGGAGCUCAGCUACGACACCAGCCCCUACAUCAAAGCUGUGACAGACGGCUGCGCGGCACGAAAGGGCUCCAGCCAAACGGUGCUAGAGGUGAGCACGCCCCGCCUGGAGCAGCUCCCGCUAAUGGAUGUGCGAGUCAUGGACUUUGGCGAGCCCAGCCAGAGGUUCGGGUUCGAGGUGGGACCAGUCUGUUUCCUCGGCUAGGACCAACCAGUCCCCUACAACUGUCACCCUCCCUGCCACACCCUGGCCUCCCGUGGGGCGAUCCUUGCCCCCUCGCCUCCCCACUGCCCGCCCCUCGUGUCACCUCCCCACCUGCUGCUGCGAGGGGCGGAUGUGGUCAGCCCCGUCCGCACACGUCGAGACCGAAACGCCAUCACCUCCACUGGGGCCAGGGUCUGGAGAGAUGCCAAAGAGACUUUAACGCUUAGAAUAAAUCUAUAUUUUAAUAUGUAGAGAGACAGAGAGGAAAAUUUUUAACUGAUCCACUGGCUACCUCCCUCGACGCCCAGCAGUGCUCCCUUUCUCCCAGUAUCUCCCUCCGAAUCCCAGUGCUCCUUCCCAGCACUCCCAGGGCUUCAUUUUCCACGCUCCCAGCUCCACAGCCCCAGGGAAGCCCUCGAGGAGCACACCCGCCAGCAAAGGGAGCAUUGCUUGGCUUUGCUCUCUGCCCGGAGAGCUGAAGGGUUUCAAAGCAAGCCUGGGCCACUGCUGCCCUUGGUGGCCAUGCACUGCUAGCGAGCGCUCGGGGUUAGCAUGAGAGUUCUCGUAUCUCCCUCUCCAUGCGGAUUCGCACCACAACAGCCCUUGUGCUCCCAAGUCAUGGUCAGAGGGACUGGACCCGGGGCCAAAUCUGUCCCCAGGCGUGCCAUCUCCUGUAUAUACAACCCCACGGCAGCAGUGCCUGACCACCUCCGACAACUGAGCGACGUUUGUGGGUUCCCUAGCCCGGCCCAGCCUGGCUCAUAGAGGUGAAGCUUCUGCUUGACUUCGUUAACUCUGCUAAUCCAGGCUAAUUAAUUUGAAAAAGCUUCCCUGUCGCAUCGGGGUGCCACUUCACAGCCCCGCAGCACCCAUCAAUGUGGUGGGUGCUGGUCCCUGUCCUCAGUCCUACCUCCGGUCACUGCGAGGCGUCCUCACGAUGGGUGUGCUUAAAAAGCCUCCAACACCGCCUGCCCGUAGCCCGUGGAAAGCAGUGAGGAAGAAGGACGUUGUGUUUUUACUGUGUUUUAUUUUUUUUUCUAUUUUAAAUUAAUUAUAUUAUUUAAAGGAGUGGAUACAACCAUCAGUACUGGUCCCUGCUGCGUAAUUUUUGGAUUUUCCCCCCAAAAAAUAAGAUGUGAAUUUCCGCAUGACCCAGCACAGUGCCUGGGGGAGGAGGGAGGAAAAAAUAAAAAAUAAAAAAUUAUUUUCUUGGUGCCGUCCGAUAAAAAGAAGUUUAAAGGGCACCAGUCUUUGCUUUUUUGUUUUCUUAAAAAGCAGAGGCAUGCCCCCUGGUGCUGAGCUGGCAGCGUGUGUAAUGUUUUGUAAGUAAUUUUUUAAGUUGUAUUGUAAUAUAUCAUCUAUAAUUUU
Molecule: messenger RNA, 6768 nt
Organism: Cygnus olor (mute swan)
Lineage: Eukaryota; Metazoa; Chordata; Aves; Anseriformes; Anatidae
Gene: COL11A2
Product: collagen type XI alpha 2 chain
Exons: 67
Coding region: 94-5400 (1768 amino acids)
Molecular function (GO): heparin binding; extracellular matrix structural constituent
Source: RefSeq, a predicted model, not a curated record